Molecule: messenger RNA, 828 nt
Organism: Ostreococcus lucimarinus CCE9901
Lineage: Eukaryota; Viridiplantae; Chlorophyta; Mamiellophyceae; Mamiellales; Bathycoccaceae
Exons: 1
Coding region: 1-828 (275 amino acids)
Cellular component (GO): mitochondrion
Molecular function (GO): protein-containing complex binding
Source: RefSeq, a predicted model, not a curated record
AUGAAGGUGACGCCAUCGAUGCUUCGACGCGUCGUGGUGUUCGGCGGCAGCGGAUACGUGGGGAGCGCCAUCGCGAGGGCGCUGACGCUGGUGACGACGUCACCGGCUGUCAAGGCGACGACGCAAACGACGUCGAGCGAUGCGGCGAAGGCGGACGCGAAGGCGGACGCGAGCGAUGCCGUCGAUAUCGUGUGCGCGUCUCGCACGGGCGCACCUCCGUCUUGGGCGCGCGACGAACCGUGGGCGGCGCGCGCGCGUUGGGUAAAGUGCGACGCGCUCGACGUCGCGCAGUGUCGAGAAACCGUACGAGGGGCUACCGCGGUCGUCACCGCGAUAGGUGGCUUACCAUUUCCUUGGCUCAAAGCUGAAGAAAUCGUGCGAACAAACGGGGCGACGAACGUGAUUCCCGGUCGAGCGGCGAUGGAAGAGGGCGUGCGAAGAUUGGUCGUUGUCGGAGCCUCGAUUCCGCCAUUCGUGCCUGGUCUCGCGUCUUACGCCGAGGGCAAGGCUCAGGUGGAGGCGUUCGCGCGAGACGAAUUUGCGAGUGAAAGCAACGGACGGCGUGCGUUCAUACUCAAGCCCGCGGCAGUGAGCGGGACGCGCAGAAUGGGUGGCGGCGUAACGCUUCCUUUGUCGCUCGUCAUGGACCCGACGCGAGCGAUUUUACGCGCGUGCGGCGGCGCGCUCGUCGAAAAUGCUCCAGUUCCUUUGGAAAACGUUGCGCGAGCGGCGGUGAAAGCGGCGCUAGAUGACGCGUACGGCAACGAUGGGUUCACGAUGAUCACGAACAAGUCACUCAUCGAGGACUUUGGUGGCGAAGUCGCGUAG